GCCCGUAUCUGUUUCUGUUCUGUUCCUCCAGCACGAGCAGCCGCCGCCCAGCCUCCUCCGCCGCCGCCGGAGCUACGCGCUCACCCCCCUCCCCCCCAGGUCCUCCACCGUGCGAGCCUGUGCUUUCCCGCACUCUCUUCCGCGCGACCCCGCCUUCUCCUCGCCCGCUCGCCCCCGUUCGUGAAGGCGACGACCGCCAGCAGCGGCCCGAUUUGAGGGAGGGAGAGAGGAGGUUCCUCUCAGAUAAAGAUUGGGCAGUUUGGCCGGGGCAGAGCAAACAUGGGGCAUUUUAUCAAUUAGCCCCCGCAACCGCAGCAGCAGUGUCGCCGCUACUCGCACACGGCCGGCGGAGACGAACCCUUGAUGGUGCCGGAGGACGGCGCGCAACAGGCAGCGGCCGCUGCCGCCGCGGAGCACCCCGCGGUGUCGGAGGUGGACUCGUUCCGACGCCAGGUCGACGACCUUGCCUCCAAGACCGAUGUGCUGGAGAGGAGGGUGAACGAGGUGGUAGGGUUCUACGACGGCAAGAAGCAUGGCAGCGCAGGGCGCAGGGCCAUCGGUAGCAGCAGGUAUGCGGCGAAUGGUGCAAGGGACAGCAACUGCAAAGGGAUGCCCGACCUCAUGCGCCAGCUUGCCGGUAUCAUUCGCCAGAUCACGUCUCAUGAAUGGUCAGCGCCAUUUCUGCAACCGGUAGAUGUUGUAGGCCUACAACUUGAUGACUAUUACAAGAUUAUAACAAAACCUAUGGAUUUCUCGACCAUCCAAAACAAAAUGGAAGGGAAGGAUGGUACCAAGUAUAAAAGUGUUCGAGAAAUAUAUUCUGAUGUUCGAUUAAUUUUUACCAAUGCAAUGACAUACAAUGAUGAACUCCACGAUGUUCACAUAAUGGCCAAGUUAUUACUCGAGAAAUUUGAGGAGAAAUGGCUCCAGCUUCUCCCUAAAGUCGAGAACGAGGAAAGGAAACAACAGAUGGAAACAAACGAUGCUCCAACCACAGACACUUCUCCGGAAGAUGCUAUUGCGCAAUUGGCAAAAGAUACUGAUGAUGAGCUGAAUGAGAUUAAUAAGCAGCUGGAGGAGCUCCGGAACAUGGUGGUUCAGAGAUGCAAGAAAAUGACAACAGAUGAGAAGAGAAAACUCGGUGCCGGCCUUUGCCACCUGACUCCGGAAGAUUUUAGCAAGGCGCUAGAGCUGGUCGCACAAGAUAAUCCUGACUUCCAGACUACAGCAGAAGAACUGGACCUUGACAUGGAUGCUCAGAGCGAGACGACGCUCUGGAGGCUGAAGUUCUUUGUGAGGGAAGCGUUGGAGCGACAGGCCAACCCAGCCGCGGCCCCUGGCAAGACCGACGAAAACGCGAAGAGGAAGCGCGACAUCUACAAUGCUCUAGCCAAGACCGCUUCAAAACGGAUCAGGAGAUAGGAUGUUUCUGUAGAAGUAGCUGUCAUGGGACAAUUUUCUCUCUUGUGUGUGUAAGACAUGUGUGCCAGCGUAUAUAUGAACAUGAAUCUGCACUAGGCAGUCACACCUGACCUGGUCUCAUGUGUAGCAAUGUUAUUGUCACCUAUGUUAAAUAUAGAGCAAUGUUGAUGCAGCUCUAAAAAACCAUAAUCACAAGAAUAAUUCCUCGAAAAAAGAUAUACCAUUAAACAUGACAAACUGCUGUUUAGCUAUUCUUAUUGCAGGAAAUUAAUGGCACUGC
Molecule: messenger RNA, 1702 nt
Organism: Hordeum vulgare subsp. vulgare (domesticated barley)
Lineage: Eukaryota; Viridiplantae; Streptophyta; Magnoliopsida; Poales; Poaceae
Product: transcription factor GTE1-like
Exons: 9
Coding region: 364-1422 (352 amino acids)
Molecular function (GO): protein binding
Source: RefSeq, a predicted model, not a curated record